Molecule: messenger RNA, 1205 nt
Organism: Cheilinus undulatus (humphead wrasse)
Lineage: Eukaryota; Metazoa; Chordata; Actinopteri; Labriformes; Labridae
Gene: mnat1
Product: MNAT1 component of CDK activating kinase
Exons: 8
Coding region: 111-1046 (311 amino acids)
Biological process (GO): positive regulation of cyclin-dependent protein serine/threonine kinase activity; nucleotide-excision repair; regulation of transcription by RNA polymerase II
Cellular component (GO): transcription factor TFIIH holo complex
Molecular function (GO): cyclin-dependent protein serine/threonine kinase activator activity
Source: RefSeq, a predicted model, not a curated record
CCGCUUUCUGCGUGGCGCGGCGUUCCGCAGGCUAGAAAGUGACAGGACAAGAGAGCUGCAAGUUGUUGACAUUUUUCUCAAGUUGUGUAAUUUGUUUUGCGGAGACAGAAAUGGACGACCAGGGGUGCCCGAGAUGCAAAACGACCAAGUACAGGAACCCGUCUCUGAAGCUGAUGGUGAACGUCUGCGGCCACACGCUGUGCGAGAACUGUGUGGAGAUGCUGUUUGUGCGUGGUUCAGGUAACUGUGUGCAGUGUGACACGCCCUUGAGGAAGAGCAACUUCCGUGUGCAGCUCUUCGAGGACCCGACUGUAGAUAAGGAGGUGGAGAUUCGCAAGAAGGUGCUGAAGAUAUACAACAAGAGAGAUGUUGACUUCCCCAGCCUGAGAGAGUACAACGACUACCUGGAACAAGUGGAGGACAUAGUGUUCAACCUGACAAACAACAUUGAUGUAGAGAAUACCAAGCUGAGGAUGGAGCAGUACCAGAGGGAGAACAGAGACAUCAUCCAGAGGAAUAAGGCUAAACUUACGCGAGAGCAGGAGGAGCUGGAGGAGCUGCUGUUGCUGGAGCAGAGGGACAAUGAGCAGCGCAGACUGGAGGUGCUUCAGGAGGAGCAGAGGCAGCUACAGGCCAAGAGGAAGAACAAGCAGGCUCUGCUGGAUGAACUGGAGCAAUCUAAAAUUCCUGCCACCAUCUUGCUGGCGCAACACAAAGUCCGUGCUGCCCAGCUGGAGACUGAGAUCGAGCAGCAGAAACAGGUGGUCAAACCCACCAAUCUAUUUUCAACUGGAAUCCAUAUGCGUCAGACGGUGUCACUUCAGCCUGUGCCCAGGAUAGAGGAAGUUCUGUACCACUACAAGCCCCUUCAGAUUGAACUCGGUGGACCCCCAGUGCCUGAACUUGAGCAGCUUGGCAGACUUGGGUAUCUGAACCACGUGCGGGCUGCCAUGCCCCAGGACACAGCUGGAGGAUACACCUCUGCUUUGGCCUGUCAUCGAGCCAUUCAGGACGCUUUCAGUGGGCUGUUCCCUCCUAGAGGAUGAACACAUUCAUGACAGACACUGGUGAGAAAUGUGAUCUAAAAGGACUCUAAAAACCUGCUGCUGUCCAUGUGGAGCAGGGAAAAGCUUCUCUGAAUUAUUGUCAGGGGUUGUGUGAUUGUUUUUAUAUUUUCUUAUUUGAAUAUUAAAAAACAUCUGUGA